Acinonyx jubatus (cheetah) is the source of this 1514-nucleotide messenger RNA. Its product is annotated as translation initiation factor IF-2-like. The coding region runs from base 1 to 648 and encodes 215 amino acids. The transcript is spliced from 3 exons. The record is from RefSeq and is a predicted model, not a curated record. Lineage: Eukaryota; Metazoa; Chordata; Mammalia; Carnivora; Felidae.
AUGGCAAGAUGGUGGUGGCGCGUCUGGCGGCUGCUCGCGGGGACGAGACAUGCGCCCUGUCCUCGCCUCCCUCGCGCCCGGCCCGCCGCUCGCCUUGGCGCGCACACACCGGCACUGCGCCGCGGCCCGCGCCCCUCCCCGCGCGCCCCCUGCUCCCGGCGCGCCCCUCCCCGCGCGCCGCGCGCCCACUCCCCCCUCUCGUCUUCUCCCCGCUCGCCUAGGCACCUGCUCCGGGGAGGGGCACCCCCUACGCCCCUCUCUGCGCUGCUCGGCCGCGCUCGGCGGGAGUGGGGCGGGGUGGGGGGGGGGCCGCUGGCCCGGGUCCGCCAGCCCGGAGCAGGGGCUCCGGCACUUAGCAGCGCCCCCGGCCCCUGGCCCCCUGCAGCAUGCCCGCAGGCUCGCGGGGAGGACGGCCGGCCUCCCUCCCCGACAGCCCUCGCCCUUCUCGCAGCCUCGCCCUCUGCUGCCAGCGGGCCGCGCGCGGGGGACUCCGGUCCUGGCUGCAGCCGAGAUUUCUCACCAGCCAGCGGCCCGGGAAUCUGGAGAGCCCAGCCAGGACUGCGGGAGAUGCACCAAAUGGGAAAGACUUUUGGAGCCGGUGAGCAAGGAAGGGAAGGAGAGGCUGGGGCACCUUUUGUGUCUUCAUGAAUAACAAUGAUCAUCAACAGAGCUCAAGAGAAAAUAAUGAGGAAUUAAAAUGUGGCUAAUAACAGCAGAGUCCACACCUUCACUUUUCAGUCCUGGGGGUCUGGUCCUCUGACCCAUUUUACAAUUAUGACACGUGAUAUACCUCCUACUAUAGGGAACGUACUCUCUUUGGAGCACUGGCAAAGGCUGAGGUAAAAGAUCCUGCUCCAUCACAGUGAAAAAUUCGGAGGAUUGUUACCAGCUGGGAAUACCAAAACCAAAGUGUAUAUGCACACUUGAUUUUAUCGCUUUCGUGCUGUUUCAACGAAACAGUUUCACGAGUUUUCAGAACUGCAAUUUCCUAAUAUAUUAAAUGAAGGUAUCAUACUGGAAGAUGUCUAAGAUUCCUGACAAAUUCCCGAAUCUCUGACCCUGUGAAGUCAACUUGGCCAGCAUUUGGGCAGGCGGUUCCACUGCGGGGAAGAGCCUGGUGCUGUGGAGAAUCCACAGACAAACGAGCCACAACCUAUGGUCAAAACACUCACGCGGCGUCAGAAUAUGAGCGCAGAGAACACAGAGUCAGCGAAGCAAGGAGCACAGGACUGUAUCGGGAGGCUUUCUGCAGAUUUUCCAAUGAGAAGAGAUACAUACAGAGAGAUGGAUAUAGCUUAAUGGCAGAAAAAGAAUCUGAGGGUGUAAAGCACACUGUGUUGAGCUGUUUUAGGUACAAACUUGGGAGGGGAGAGGUUGGUAAGAACAUAAAGUCAGGUUGGACCAUUUAUGGGGCAUUCCAAAUGAGGUGCUUGGGAUAUUGAACCUUGUCUGUGGGGAACUGCCUCAUAUACAUAUGUGUGUGUGUGUGUGUAUAUGGAUAUAUAUUAUAUAUA